AUGUCGCGCGCGUCCCGUCUGAGUGGCAUAUUGUUCUUGCUAGCCCCAGGUGACCUGGCCGUUCCUGGUCGUGACACAGAGCACUUGGAGUUCCUCAACCUCCUUCGUUUCGCUGUUGUACAAUACAGCCCGUCUGUAGAACACUAUCUAUCACCUCCCUUCAACGACGCGAUGGCGACGCUGAACGAUGCGAUGUUUGUUCAAGAGCGCCUUGGCUAUAAGUUCCAGAACCAGGAUAUCCUGCUCUUAGCGUUGACCGCAGCAGGGAAAGGAGGGGCGGAGGACGAGGAAGACAAACCAGGAAACAGCCGGCUAGCACAUCUUGGAAACUUUCUGAUGCAGUUUCUGCUGGCCUGGGUUGGCUUCUCUAAUAACUGGAGUCGAGCCGGCACAACUUCACUGAGAACGCGGCUCGGUAGCAACAGCCACUGUGCUAAAAUUGCGCAGAAAGCUGAACUGGACUGCUGCCUUAAAUAUGAUAUGCGAUCAGGGUCGAGGUCUGCGGGGGUCCUCCGGAAAGCCCUGAACGCAAUCAUUGCGGCAGUGUUUUCUGACUCGGGCGAUUUGAAAGCAGUCUUACCGGUCGUCUUAAAGCUCGGGCUGUUUGCGGAUGACGAGUCUGGCGUGGACCCCAAACUUUUAUCAAAUGAUCAUGCUGGUCUCAUAGAGAGCUUUGGUAACAUCUCUGCACCCACGGCCUUCAUUCAGGAUCUUGACGUUGAUAUACUCGAACAAGGACCCGGUCUGAUGCCGGCCGAACCGAACUCCGAAGUGGUAGACUUCAACUUCCAACAAGCACCAGACGUGUACAUGAAUAUGCCACCGUGCCCAACGAAUGUGUUUGACUUUUUGCUUAACGAUCCUUCGCUACUGUUGGGAGAAAAGAUGGUCAAUGACCCUUCCCCCGUAGUAGGCUCACAACCCGACUCCAUGGACCAAGAUAUAUCGAUCAGUACCAGAACAGUUGGCCGAGAGAAGACACGAAAGUCUGACAACGGCUCUGUGUAUCGGUCUACGCCAUGGCUAGGUAGGUAUAUGGCAGAAGAGAGAAAAAGGUGCAUCUUGCACAAUGUUCCACCGCCGGAGCAGACCUUCUUUCGAGAACAUAUCGAGAAGGAGCUGCAAGGUCUAGGGGCAAAACAUGCUAAAGCCUCUACACUACUUCAUGUUCUGAUAGCUGGUCCUUACGCGAUUGCUAGUUUGCGCGACCUAGUCAUCUCCUAUCAGUCCAGAGGCUUGUCUCGCUUUUGGCAGGUUGAGCCCACUGUCUCUCCUCAAGUGCGAUUUGAAAUCAUCAGCAGCCUAGAUCGCAACAUCACUGCGUACGGGAUUCUUCGUCGGUAUCAUAUUCUCCGUCUCUUUGAAGAUAGUGUACCUUCCAAUAGCCGAGUAUUGACGAACUUCAUCAACUCGAGUCCGAACCAUCUGCAGGCGACAAAAAGGCCUGGAAACCCUGGCAAUAAUUCGAAAGCAGACGUCACGAGCGUCAUGAUGAAAGAAAUAUAUCACAGCCUGGAUCCGUCAUCCCCGGAAUAUAAAACACGUUACAGAGAAGUCUCCAGGCUACAGAUCCUUGGGCGACGAUUCCACGCCCUGGUAACUAGGUUCCACCAGGGAAUCCUUGGCCUUAUACCCCCACCGGGUGGACUUACCAGGGCAAUUGACAUUGAUAUAUCAGACUGCAUGAUACGGGAUAUGCCUGAUGCAACCUUUAACAACCUCCUAGAUAUCCUUGAAAGGACACAAGGACCCUUGCUUAAGAAAUCCAGUGAGGUGACGAUGCGCCUAAUUGAGCCGUUGAUAUCUGGCACGCCGCGACUCCCUGGGCGGUUUCGCAUCGAAAUGUAUGCAGCAGACGACAUCAUACAGUACCCUAAAGGUUCUGAAGAGCUGCUUGAUGUGUUAAGUGAAGUGUAUACUGCUAUAUUUCCCGGCGCUGAAAGGCUUGUCUCUGACUUUCCCUAG
Messenger RNA from Aspergillus puulaauensis, 1965 nucleotides. RefSeq lists its product as uncharacterized. Gene Ontology annotation, molecular function: ribonuclease III activity. Gene Ontology annotation, biological process: RNA processing. Bases 1 to 1965 code for a protein of 654 amino acids. The record is from RefSeq and is a predicted model, not a curated record. The transcript has 5 exons. Lineage: Eukaryota; Fungi; Ascomycota; Eurotiomycetes; Eurotiales; Aspergillaceae.